UUUCUAUUAUUGGAAUAACAUAACUCUACCAUCUCUCAACCGAUCCACCGUCGUACGGCUCUCUCCGGUUUCCAUCCCCUCUUCCCCUUAGGUUAGUCGAUGAUUAGUAACUGUCUUCGUGUUUUAUGGCAUCUUGUUUCGAUCUUUCUUACAUAUGUUUUUAUAUCUUAUCAGCAGUAAGAGAUCAAGCUUAGAUGGGUGUUGUUGAGAUUCCAGACAAUUCAAAGGCAAUUGUUAUGCAUGAUCCAUCAAUGUUGAACCACACAGGUCCGAACAAUGCACCUCCAUUUGCUAACCAGGGAGCACAGAAUGGUAUUGCAGAUUCAGCUGCCUACAAAGCUAAGAAAUGUCAGGAUGCGUUACAGGAGACGGGUCUGAGAGUCCAGCAACAUGAAGAGAAUAUGAAGUUUUUAAAGACUAAGAAGAACAAAUUGGAUGAUUCGAUUAUAGAUCUACAAGUUGCACUUGGAAAAUAUCAUUCAGCAACCAGCCCUGCAAUUGAAAAUGAUGGUCUCUCCUAUGUACGGAGUGAGGAGGAAACACUUGAACAGAUUUUAAAGCAUGAGAAAUCUGCAGCUGCGAUUUUGUGCCAAUUAAAAACCCUUCAUGGUACCCAGGCUUCUAAUUCUCCAUUAUCAAAAGAUGUGCUUGGUGUUGUUGCCACACUUGCAAGAGUUGAAGAUGAUAAACUCAGCAGGGUUCUCUCAGAUUACUUGGGACUAGAAACCAUGUUAGCUGUGGUAUGCAAGACCUAUGAUGGUGUUAGAGUGCUGGAAACAUAUGACCAAGAGGGCCUUGUAAAUAAAAGCUCUGGACUUCAUGCACUUGGAAUGUCCAUCGGGCGGCCUUUGGAUGGCAGAUUUCUUGUCAUCUGCCUUGAAAAUUUAAGUCCAUUUGCUGGUGAUUUCAUAGCUGAUGACCCACAAAGAAGGCUUGAUCUUCUAAAACCCAAAUUACCAAAUGGGGAAUCUCCACCUGGUUUUCUUGGAUUCGCUGUAAAUAUGAUCAAUGUGGAUAGCAUUAAUCUGUUUUGUGUAACAAGCAAUGGUCAUGGCCUAAGAGAGACCUUGUUCUACAAUCUCUUUUCACGCUUACAAGUGUACAAAACGAGGAUCGAGAUGCUUCGAGCUCUCCCAUGUAUAAGCAGCGGGGCAAUCUCUUUGGAUGGUGGAAUUAUAAAAGGUGCUGGCAUAUUUUCACUGGGAAGCAGGGAUGUAGAUGUGAAAUUUCCCAAGAACUUUGGAAGGACAUGUCCGCCUCAAAACUUUUUCCAAGUUGAGAAUAAAAUAAAGGAAGUAAAAUGGGAAAGAGAAAGAAUUUUAGAAGACAUGCAGAGAGAACAAGCACUGCUAGACCACGCAAGGUUCAACUUUGAAGUAAAAAAACAAGAUUUCAUCAAACACCUUGCUCAGAGCUCAUCAUAUGCCACUCAAAUGCAGCAACACCAGCUUUAGCAUUAGAGUUUUGAAGGAGUGUGUAAUAUCAGGAGUAACAUUUUCUGGUGUAUAUGAAGAUGGAAGCUCGACAUAUUUAUCUCUGCAACUAUAGGCUUCACCAUCGGUCUCUGCAUCAUCUUAAUUAUGUACAUGUAAAUGUUGGUUUAUGUCCCAGCCUAGUCCGUAGUGUACCAGCCAUCUGUGCUAAUUUAUUCUUUCUUUCGUACAUGAAUCAUCAUAUGUCCUUGGUCAAGGUACUACUCUUGUACUAGGAAGAUAAAAAAAAUGACUUUGUUUUAGGAAGUAUUUGACUGCUUUCUUUUAAUUUAAUGUUAACCCCACUCGGUGCUUUAAAUCAAAUGUCUCUACUUUAGAGAUGCUUGUUUGCCUCGAACUUUGCUUGGUUUUUUAUCCUAUGAACGAUUUCUGUGUUGCCAUUUUAGUAUCAGUUUUUCAUGUAAAAAGUGUGUUCAAUAGA
Messenger RNA from Cuscuta europaea, 1914 nucleotides. NCBI's taxonomy places the organism in Eukaryota, Viridiplantae, Streptophyta, Magnoliopsida, Solanales, Convolvulaceae. The record is from the annotation of a GenBank genome assembly.